GGCGGGACUUCCUAACAGAUCUAGCAUCGCGGCCUCAGCUGAAGGGCACUUGUUUCAUUCUGUUUGCACAGGGGUCGAGCCGUAAAGGACCAUUAACAACCCAUCAUGGGAGGACACGACGCAACCCAGCACCAGUUCACUGGCUUUGCAAAGUACUUCAAUGCAUACACAAUCACAGGAAGGAGGAAUUGUGUUUUGGCCACAUAUGCCAGUCUACUAGCCAUCGGCCUUUUCUUCAAAUUGAAGCCCAAGAAACAGGCCGCUGUCACAGAGAAGUGAUCAUGCGUCCUUUUCGACCACCGUUUCUAACAGCUGGGAGAGGAGAAAGCAUCUGGACAUGCUUGUAAUAAAAUAUCACUGUUUGGUUUCCCUGUGUUAACAAUAAAGAACAUUUAUGCCCAAAA
Messenger RNA from Anarrhichthys ocellatus (wolf-eel), 404 nucleotides. RefSeq names its product ATP synthase membrane subunit k (gene atp5mk). The transcript is spliced from 4 exons. The record is from RefSeq and is a predicted model, not a curated record. Bases 106 to 279 code for a protein of 57 amino acids. Gene Ontology annotation, cellular component: proton-transporting ATP synthase complex. NCBI's taxonomy places the organism in Eukaryota, Metazoa, Chordata, Actinopteri, Perciformes, Anarhichadidae.